Messenger RNA from Schizosaccharomyces osmophilus, 849 nucleotides. It is a transcript of the gene fet5, whose product is annotated as putative GTPase with a role in RNA polymerase localization. The record is from RefSeq and is a predicted model, not a curated record. Gene Ontology annotation, molecular function: GTPase activity. NCBI's taxonomy places the organism in Eukaryota, Fungi, Ascomycota, Schizosaccharomycetes, Schizosaccharomycetales, Schizosaccharomycetaceae. The transcript has a single exon. The coding region runs from base 1 to 849 and encodes 282 amino acids.
AUGGUUAAAGUAGCUGCUUUUGCGUGUGGUGUGGCGAGUAGCGGAAAAAGUACGUUUUGCGGGUCUCUGAUCUCGUAUAUGAAAAGCAUCGGACGGUCGUGUCAUUUGGUGAAUCUGGAUCCAGCUGCAGAAAACUUUGACUGGGAGCCUACAGUCGACAUUCGCGACUUGAUUAGUUUGGAAGAUGUAAUGGAUGAAUUGGACUACGGACCUAACGGUGGUUUGAUUUACUGCUUUGAAUUCUUGAUGGAAAAUUUGGAUUGGUUGAACGAAGAGCUGGGUGACUAUGAUGAGGACUAUUUAAUUUUUGAUAUGCCGGGACAAAUUGAAUUGUACACUCAUGUACCUAUUUUGCCGACAUUGAUAAGACACUUACAAAUGACCUUGAAUUAUCGACCAUGUGCACUGUAUCUGCUGGAAAGUCAGUUCCUAGUUGACCGAGCCAAAUUUUUCGCCGGUGUCCUUAGUGCUAUGAGUGCUAUGGUUAUGCUCGAAAUUCCCCACCUCAACUUGCUCAGUAAAAUGGAUUUACUAAAGGACAAUAGCAGUAUUAGCCGUGCUGACCUGAAACGGUUUUUGAAUACGGAUCCUCUCUUGUUGGUUGGUGAAAUUAAUGAAAAAAUGAAUCCCAAAUUUCACGAGUUGAAUCAAUGUAUCGUGCAGUUGAUUGAUGACUUUAAUAUGGUAAACUUUAUCCCCUUAGAAAGCCAUAAUGAGGAAAGUGUAGAAAAAGUUCUUAGUUAUAUUGACGAUGCUACGCAAUGGCAUGAGGAUCAAGAGCCUCGUGAUCCCGAUGGAAUUGAACCAGACGAUAUUGAACCAGGGACAGCAGGCAUGGAUGAUGAAUAG